AUGUGUGCCAACUCUUUGGUGGCAGGUUUGAGCACUGGCCAGCGGGUGGUGACUGUUCAGAAGGGGCCUCUCUACCGCGUGAGGGGAUCCCACGUCACACUGUGGUGCAAGGUGAGUGGCUACCAGGGCCCAGCAGAGCAGAACUUCCAGUGGUCCAUCUACCUGCCCUCGGCUCCCGAGCGAGAGGUGCAGAUCGUGAGCACCGUGGACCCCUCCUUCCCCUACGCCAUCUACACCCAGCGCGUGCGCAGCCGGGGGAUCUACGUGGAGCGGGUGCAGGGGGACGCCGUCCUGCUGCACAUCACCGAGCUGCAGGACCGGGAUGCCGGGGAGUACGAGUGCCACACGCCCAACACUGAUGAAACGUAUUUUGGGAGUUACAGCGCCAAAACAAACCUCUCAGUGAUUGCAGACACCCUCUCGGCUUCCAUGGUGCCCCAGGUCCUCACCCGCACUGAAGGGGAUGCAGCAGAGCUCACCUGUGAGGUGUCCAAGGCCACUGCUCAGCAUACACAUCUCUCUGUUGGCUGGUACCAUCUUCAGGAAACAGGAGAGCACCAUGCUGAGGAGGUCCUCACCCUCUCCAAGGACUUCACCUUGAGGCCAGGACCCUCGUACAUGCAGAGGUUUCUGGUGGGGGAUGUGCAGCUGAACAAGGUUGGGAACACCACAUACAAGCUCUCCAUCAGGGGAGUGGAGCUGUCUGACCAGGGACAGCUGUACUGUGAGGCAGCUGAGUGGAUUGAGGAUCCUGAUGAGACAUGGAAGGACAUCUCCCGCAAGCAAACAGGGAGGACAUCGCUGGCAGUUGUGAGUCAGGGGGUAUUGUUACACGAAACAGCUCCAGGAGGCAAGAUGCAGCAGCCCUCCAGAGAAGCUGAUGCCUCUGAGUUUGAGCAGCCCUUGGUUGGGAUACGCAGAGAUCUCUCUGUGAACAUCACUGCUACUGAAAGGUCGCUUGCUGAAGGAGAUACCUUACAACUAAAUUGUGUUGUGGGAUCCCAGAAGAGCAGCAGCAGUAAUUUCCAAGUUCUUUGGCUCCUCAAUAGUAUUCAAGUAGCCAGGGUUGACCCACAUGGGGUAUUGAUUUUGGAGGAAGCAUAUGAAGAGAGAGCCAAGCUGGGGAAGCUCCAAGCAUUCAAGCAAAGCAACACGGUUUAUGUCCUCACCAUCUAUGAGGUGGGGCUGCAGGACAAUGGCACAUACCACUGCUCUGUUUCGGAGAUGAAGACUCCUGGAGACUUUGACAGCAUCCAGACCAAUCUGUCAUCAGGCAUCCAAGUCAAUGUGAAGCCAGUAGAGAGCCGCAUGCGCCUGUCUGUGUCCACCAGCACGCCGCAGGUCAUGGCGGGAGAUGCCUUGAUCUUCCUUUGCGAGGUUCAAGGAGCGACCAAUCCUGUGUCCGUGCGGUGGUGGCACCUGCCACCGCAGCACCCGGGUCCCCGUAUGCUGGUGGCCACCAUGGAGCGAGAUGGCACCCUGAGCUUUGGCAGCACCUACCAAGACAGCAGGACUCGGGGAAGCCUCCGACUGGAGAAAGUGAGCUCUGGCGCUUUCACCCUGGUGAUCCCCAACACACUGGAUGAGGGCGAUGGUGGGCGGUACGGGUGCAAAGCAACGGAGUGGUCCCAAGGCCGGAGCUGGACAGAGGAAGGGGAGACAGCAGUAACAGUCAGCCCCAUGGGUCUUGGUCUGCAUGCCACGCUGAGAAGCCGAACUGCCAUCAUCAGUUACGGACAGAGUUUUGAACUCGUCUGCCAAGUGAGCGCCAGCUAUGCCUUCGAGAUGGUGCCAGUGUCCAUGGGGUGGUUCUUCCAGCCCAACACACCCACCGGCCACUACCAUGAGCUGGUCUGGCUCUUUCCUAAUGGCACUGUGACCUGGGGGGCAACGCAGCCACACUUCCAGGGGAAAGCUCAACUGAUAAAAUCUGCAACCAACUUCAAGCUGCGCAUCCACAAUGUGACAGCUGCCAAUGAGGGGACGUACCAGUGUGAGGUGGAGGUCUGGAGGAGGAGCACCCUGCCGCUGGGGAAGCCGGCAGCCGCUGUCAAGUCCAAUGCUGUGGGGAUAAAAGUGAUGCUUCCAGAUGCAAGAGCCCUGCAAAUUGUAAGGGCCGACUACAGCAGCGUUCUGGAAUACGGAGCUCAGUUCAGCUCUCCUGCACAAAAGUCCCGCUUCCUGAGCCAAAGGGUGUCCAGCAACACUUUCUGGCUGCGGAUACUCUCUGCGAACCCCGGGGACCAGGGCAGGUACUACUGCAUGGUAGAGGAAUGGCUCUGGCUGGCAGACGGCUGGUACAAACUUGGAGAGGGAGCAUCGGGAGGGACCACGCUGGAGUUCAAGCUCCCAGAGCGUAAACUGCGGCUGGAGGAAACCCAACGCAGCAUCUCAGUGAGGGUGGGUGAGGACGUGACCCUGCACUGCUACCCCUUGGAGAGCCUGGCGGGGAGGCUGUUCCUCCGCCGCCCCACCACCGGUGACUUCAGCCUGAUGCUGCGCGGUGUGGAGGAGGGUGAUGCCGGCGUUUAUCGCUGCCUGGUGCAGGAGUGGCAGCAAGACAGCCAGGGGAAGAACUGGACUUUGCAAGCUGUAGCAUACUCGGAGCACACCCAGCUCACUCCUGUCCCACCAGAGUCAACUGUUUUGUCUAGGAUCUGCUCAUCCCCACCACUGCUGAACUUCAUCCUAUACUUACCACUGGUUUUGAUUCUACUCCUGGCCCUUGCUGUCUUCUGCUGGUACUUCAAAAAAAGCAAGAAGGGCAGCAUCAGAGGAGACGAACUGAUGGAAAUGCAAUGGGCUGGAGGGGCCAAGAAAACUUAG
Messenger RNA from Apaloderma vittatum (bar-tailed trogon), 2826 nucleotides. RefSeq names its product CD101 molecule (gene CD101). Lineage: Eukaryota; Metazoa; Chordata; Aves; Trogoniformes; Trogonidae. The coding region runs from base 1 to 2826 and encodes 941 amino acids. The transcript has 10 exons. The record is from RefSeq and is a predicted model, not a curated record.